Molecule: messenger RNA, 1317 nt
Organism: Anolis sagrei ordinatus
Lineage: Eukaryota; Metazoa; Chordata; Lepidosauria; Squamata; Anolidae
Source: RefSeq, a predicted model, not a curated record
UGCCAUGUGGUACAAGAAGCAGCUUCUCAACAGGAUAUUUAUGGAAGAAAUGCCACAGAUCGUUCCCAACGUUGCACAUAUUCUUCUCUUUUUCCAAGCGGAACAAUUCAUAGAGAUCAACUCAUCACAGUGAGACAAUUGUGAAAGGGUCUUUAAGGAUGCCUACCCACAACAUGCUGAAGAUUUUCUUUAUGCUACUGACAGUGGUUAUCUACACAAUAAUGAUAGUGAUGAAUGCAGGAGCUGGUUCAGGGGCAUUCAGAGGUGUGUUUCAUACCACAGUUGGAAAUAUCUCACGCCACCAUGACACAAACUUCACACCAGCAUCCUGGGCCUUCUUCGUUUGGAACGUUAUCUUUCUAUGGCAAUAUGCCUGGCUGGGCUAUGCCCUGUCUGGUCUCUGCAGAAGGAAUGAACUUGGUUGGGUCUACAUGUGGCCAGAUGUGCUGCCACUCCCAUUUUACUGGACAUGGAUGCUGAACAAUGCUUUAAACAUCGGAUGGCUAUUUCUGUGGGAUUCCUUACUCUUCAGUCCAGCGCUACUUGUCCUGGGACUUCUCACCCUCACAAACUAUGCAGCUCUCUUCAUUUCGCACCGGGCUUUGUUCCCUCACACAGCUUGGUUCCAAAAGAACAGCAAAGCAGACCUCUGGCUUAUCCGGAUUCUGGUGCAAAAUGGAAUUGCUCUGUAUGCCACUUGGAUCACAAUAGCUACGCUGUUGAAUUUCACAGUUGUCUUGAUCUACAAUGGACAUGUUUCCAAUGAGACUGCCACCAUAGUCUCACUUUGCAUCCUUUUCUGUGAGGUGGUUGUAUGGUUUUAUCUGGAGAACUUCUUAUUUGAUAAGUACGUGCGCUAUAACCUCAUUGUCUACCCAGUGGUCAUUUUAGCAUUAUGUGGUACCUUGCAGAAAAAUAGUAUGGAUUUCUCUCCAAAUGCAAGCAACAUUAUCACGGUUGUGCUGCUGAUAGUGACCUGUGUCAUAUUUAGCAUUCGAGUGGGCCUAGUCACUUGGAGACACAGAAAGGAGAAUUUGGUUGAACAACUUCCUCCAAGUGCAAUACUGUGAAGUUACCUGCUUCCUGAAUGGAGCCAUUAAAGAGAAAGUAUGCCUCAAAGACUUCAGUUGUGGAUCAAGUGUGCAACUAUCCACUGUGCCUUAUAAUUUUCUCUCAACGAACAGUUAACCAGAAUAUUUGUCCCAUGCAUUCAUAUUCAGCUAGCUUCUGUGGCUUCCCUCUACCAGUCUUAUUGCCUCUUCAUCACCCACAUUGGGAUCUUAUGUAUUCCAGAACAGAAAUGGGAGUAGGGGAAAA